Caenorhabditis elegans is the source of this 390-nucleotide messenger RNA. It is a transcript of the gene H31G24.1, whose product is annotated as Basic proline-rich protein. Bases 1 to 330 code for a protein of 109 amino acids. Lineage: Eukaryota; Metazoa; Nematoda; Chromadorea; Rhabditida; Rhabditidae. The record is from RefSeq and is marked reviewed. The transcript has 2 exons.
AUGUAUUUGACACAAUGUACUCUAUUUGUACUGCUUUCUGUCGGAUGGUCAUAUGCAUGUCUUUCCGGAUUGACGGGUGGUGGAGGGGGUGGUGGAUGUUGCCCACCAGGACCAUCUUGUCAGCAAGCAAAUCACUGUGCAUCCAGCUACGUGUCUAUACAAGCUUCUGGACCAGUUAGCUAUGCGAUCCCACCUCCAUCCUACGCUCAGCCUCCUCAGCCAUAUGCUCAGUCACCGAUUGCUGCAGUUCCUCCACCUCCACCUCCACCGCCACCGCAGCCAGCGCCAGCGCAAGCGCCAGCACCAAAAUAUCCAAGUCCGGGAAAAUAAUUAUAAACGUUUCUUAAAUUAUUUCUAAUUUAUGUUUUAAAAAUGAAGCCAGUAUUUGUU